Molecule: messenger RNA, 412 nt
Organism: Drosophila innubila
Lineage: Eukaryota; Metazoa; Arthropoda; Insecta; Diptera; Drosophilidae
Exons: 2
Coding region: 24-326 (100 amino acids)
Source: RefSeq, a predicted model, not a curated record
CAGUUCAAUUUCUGCCUAUUAAGAUGGUUUCAAUUUUAAAACGAGUACUUUUACUUGUGCUGCUGAUCCAUGUGGUGCUUCCACCCAUUGCAAUGGGAACUGAACUUAAGCUCCUUGGCGGUUUGGUUGAAAAUCUAACUGGAAAUGUUGUCAACGCGCUUGUUUGUCUAGAGAACAGCUCAUUGAAACUUUUGCUAACCUUGCUCCAUGACCUUUCACUUCCCAAUUUAGAACAACUUUUGCGUGGCGUCCUUGGUCCAGUUGUGGAUAAUAUUAAUGCUAUAUUGUUACAAAUUUUAAAUGCUGUAAAUGCAAUAGCUUUGUAGUGCAACUCAUAUGUCAAUAUCAACUCUAAAGCAUGUACAGUAAAAGUCCAAAUAUAAUUUUUUAUUGUUUGGAAACUUGUUCUGAA